Messenger RNA from Gloeophyllum trabeum ATCC 11539, 1611 nucleotides. RefSeq names its product alpha/beta-hydrolase. The transcript is spliced from 6 exons. NCBI's taxonomy places the organism in Eukaryota, Fungi, Basidiomycota, Agaricomycetes, Gloeophyllales, Gloeophyllaceae. Gene Ontology annotation, biological process: phosphatidylserine catabolic process; monoacylglycerol catabolic process. Gene Ontology annotation, cellular component: endoplasmic reticulum membrane. Gene Ontology annotation, molecular function: phosphatidylcholine lysophospholipase A1 activity; monoacylglycerol lipase activity. The record is from RefSeq and is a predicted model, not a curated record. The coding region runs from base 338 to 1531 and encodes 397 amino acids.
UUAGGGCGACACUGCGGCUCAACAACGAGUCUCGCAUCUACAGGGAAAACUCCUGCAACGACCUCGUUGAAGCUGAAAUUAGUUCUCAAGCUCUUGAAUGAUGUGUCAGUACUUACUUUAUGACUUCAAUUGCUUUGAAGUCCUGUACGCUUUACAUAUAUCGCCCAAGGGGUGGAUCUCCCGGAAAGGCAAAUGGUCUUCCUAAUAAGGGACUUGUUUGGCUGUGAAUCCCGGACCCGCCGAUCCUGCCCUGUGGAUGCACAUGCAACGCUGAAGUCGUACCGGAAAGCUCAUUAUUCAUCUUUACGGCGCUACAGUUAGCUACCAGCUAAGAAAAAUGCCGCCGCACCCGAACACUGGCUUCCUCGUGCGGGCCCAGCGCGUGUUCCUCUACCUGGGUAUUGCAUAUGCGGCUUUAGUGGUGCUGCUCGCCAUCCCUUUCUUCCAGCUCCACGCGGUCUACCUGCACUCGGUGAGGUGGCCGCUGUUCGCCAAGUUCGACGUGCCGGAGAAGUACGGAUUAGCGCCUGGGAAAACUCUGAAUGUCAAGCUCACAACCUCGGAUAAUCAAACCAUCGGCGCGUGGUUCGUCCUCUCCGAUUCCUACUACCACACGCUUCAACCACCCAUCGACCCCGUCACCCUCACCACGGAGCACGUCCGCGCGUCGCUCCAAACCUACCCGACGAUCCUCUUCCUGCACGGCAACGCCGCGACGCGCGCCGUGCCCUUCCGCGUGCAGCACUACUCCGCCUUCACUUCACGCCUGCGCGCGAACGUGCUCGCGAUCGACUACCGCGGGUUCGCCGACUCCUCGGGUACGCCGAGCGAGGCGGGUCUGGUGCGCGACACCCGAGCGGCGUACGACUGGGUGCGCGAGCGCGGCGCGCGGGCGGAGGAUGUGCUGGUCGUGGGGCAUAGUCUGGGGACGGGCGUGGCAGCGCGGUUUGUAAGGGAGCUCGAGGAGGCGGGCGGGCGGGUGAAGGGGAUGGUGCUGCUUGCGCCGUUCCUGUCGAUUGGGAAGUUGGUGGAUACAUACCACGUGUUGGGGUUCAUCCCCCUUAUGAAGCCGCUGAGGAAUAUUCCCUAUGCAGCGAAUCUUGUGCUCAAUUUCCUGACGCAUCAUUUCGACACUUCCUCCGUCAUUGCCGAUAUCAAAUCACCUAUCCUCCUUGCCCACGCCGAGGACGACUGGGACAUCCCCUGCGCGCACUCGGAUCAGCUCUUCUCAUCCAUUCUGGAGCCCCUUCUUCCCCGCCUCCCUGACUUACCCAAGUCAGCUCCCGAAAUUUCUCAGCUGACCAAGGACGACUGGAGCGACUACUUAUCGGCCCAGUCAAUGCGGAAGGGUCUCCGCGGGCAGAUGGUCACCGAGACUGGUGUACCGAACUUGGGCACCAUCCAAGAAUUAAGGAGAGGGAAUGGGGAUGGGAAGGUGGUGUAUGUCAAGCCGAAUUGGGGUGGGCAUGACCGGGUUGGACUCAUGGAAGGCGUGCAAGAUAUUAUUGGCAGGACCUUUGGUAUGCUAUAACCGUAUUUUAGCGAGGUGCAUAUUUUAGUGAUAGAUGCACGACUUGCCAGUCCACAUAAUUGCUGCAGUGAUCUGUCGGA